AGCCCUCGCCGUGGAAGCCCUGCAAAAAAAAAAAAGAGAAAAACCCGUAUCGGAACUAUAGUGUUUAUAGCGUUCGUGCCCGCACCCUGGCAGCUGAGUCGUUAAAGCUGAAUUUCACAUCCCUCCAGUUAAGCGACACCGAGGGCAACGAAACGAGGAGGGCAUCGUCUUACCGUCAUCCCGCAUAGAAAAGCUACUUGAAAAAGUGGAUUUGGCCAAAACCCACAAACGCUCAUGUUUUCUCCGAAGUACUACGGUAACCCGUUCGCGGGCGACGACGACGAUCUGUGCUACGGCGAGAUUAUGUCCGAUCAGAGCGACGUCGCCAGCAACGUCGGCCACGCGAACCGCGAAUGGCAUGAGAGGCGCCCCUCGCUGCCCUCGAUGGCGACCGCGUCGCGGCGCAACGCCACGGAGGUGCCGAGCGCUGAAAACUCUCACUCUGCCAUCCGCAGCGGGGGCGACGGGGCACCGGUGACCCACCGCGGACAAGUCGACACACGCGACUACGAGGGGUACAUCGCGGAGCUGCGGGAAGAGCUGGAGAGCGCGAACGCCGAGAACAGACGCCUGACGGCGGCGCAAACAAGGGCGGAGACCCGCGCACGCAGCCUCCUCUUUGAGAAAGAGAACGCCGAGUGGCAGCUUCAGCAGGAAAAGGAGCACAGUCGUACGUUGGCGGAAAAGGUUUCCGCAUUGGAGGCGGAGCUGGAGCAGAUGACCUACCGCGAGAGCGGGGUCGCGCACCGUUGGGAAGCGGCGCCGGGUCACGCAAAUCGUGAACUCGGCACUUCGUCCCGCGAGGCAGAGCACGCCGCCCCGCCACACCGCGGACACGUUGAUCCGUACGCAUCCUCGCUGAAACCGCAGCAGGCUUCAAACAGCGGCGAGGACGACUACGUUGGGUCACAUCCCGUGUCGCCACCGCUUCAAAAGGGACAGCAAGGCAUGCGGGCACGUGCGCAGCUGCAGCAGCGACAGGCAGCCUACUGGGCAUCGCGCGGCGGCUCCUUCGAGCGGGACGGCACGGACGCGGCGCAGACGGCGGCACCAGAGGCGGGAAAGAGCACAGAGCUGACCCCCGCCGCACCGGGCGCUGGCCUCACUCGCUCUCUGCGCGGACAGCGUAGGGCGGAGGCCGUACAGGAGAAGCUUUUGCAGCAGCAGCAAGCUGCAGAUGAAAAGGCAGCGGAGGUGAGGGAGUUGGAGGAGCUCCUGCAGACGCACUGCCAGAAGCGCGAUGAGCUUGCCACGCAACUGCAGCGGCUCGAGUCCAUGCGUCUGCGCACUGUGGCGGAGAAGAGAAAGAAAGCCGCGGUGGAGACGAAUCUUGAGGAAGAGGAAAAGACAAUUGGUCAUAUUCGGCUCGAGUUGCGCUCGCAUUCAGCUCUUCUGCGGUAA
Messenger RNA from Leptomonas pyrrhocoris, 1401 nucleotides. RefSeq lists its product as hypothetical. The record is from RefSeq and is a predicted model, not a curated record. The transcript has a single exon. NCBI's taxonomy places the organism in Eukaryota, Euglenozoa, Kinetoplastea, Trypanosomatida, Trypanosomatidae. Bases 235 to 1401 code for a protein of 388 amino acids.